This is a messenger RNA of Linum trigynum, 4917 nucleotides long. Lineage: Eukaryota; Viridiplantae; Streptophyta; Magnoliopsida; Malpighiales; Linaceae. The record is from the annotation of a GenBank genome assembly.
AUGGCGACGACCCGAUUUAGAUCCAGUUUCUUUGUCUUGAUCAUCGUAGCUUGUUUGUGCUUUUCCGGCUUGGGUCCGGCACGGGGGCAGAGUCGCCGGCCGAAGAACGUGCAAGUUGCUGUUCGAGCAAAGUGGGAAGGCACUCCAGUCUUACUGGAAGCCGGAGAGUUACUGUCCAAGGAGUGGAAGGAUCUAUACUGGGAAUUCAUUGACGUUUGGGACAAGAUAGAGAAAGAUGAACCUGAUACUUAUUCAGCAAAAGACUGUCUCAAAAGGAUUGUAAAGCUAGGCAGUGUUCUUCUGAGUGAUCCAUUGGCCUCUUUAUUUGAGUUCUCUCUUACUCUGAGAUCAGCAUCGCCAAGAUUACAACUCUAUCGACAAUUAGCAGAGGAGUCUCUUGCUUCUUUCCCUCCGUCGGAUGAUGGGACAUCAGCUGAUGGUGGGACAGUUGUAGAGACAAGUGAACUUAAGAAGUCUGAUCCUUUGCUUGUUGGAAGAAACCCUAGCAGCCCUAGUGGGAAGUGUUGUUGGGUAGAUACUGGUGGAAGACUGUUCUUUGACGUUUCAGAGUUGCAAUUAUGGAUCCGCAGUAUCCCUGCUUCUGCAGGAGACUCUUUUCAGCAACCAGAACUAUUUGACUUCGAUCAUAUUCAUUUCAACUCACGUGCUGGAAGUCAUGUUGCUAUAUUAUAUGGAGCUAUUGGGACAGACUGUUUUAAGGAGUUCCACACUGCCCUGGUUAUAGCUGCCAAAGAGGGGCAGGUAAAGUAUGUUGUUAGACCUGUUCUACCCUCUGGCUGUGAGUCAGAAGUUCACCAUUGUGUUGCUGUUGGAGCUAGAGAAUCCUUGAAUUUAGGAGGCUAUGGAGUAGAACUUGCCCUCAAGAACAUGGAAUAUAAGGCUAUGGAUGAUAGUACAAUUAAAAAGGGUGUUACUUUGGAAGAUCCUAGGACUGAGGAUCUUAGCCAGGAAGUCAGAGGGUUCAUUUUCUCAAAGUUAUUAGAGCGAAAACCUGAGCUUACGUCCGAGAUAAUGGCUUUCAGGGACUACCUAUUGUCUUCAACAAUAUCCGACACACUUGAUGUUUGGGAACUUAAGGAUUUAGGUCAUCAGACAGCACAAAGGAUAGUGCAAGCUUCUAAUCCCAUACAGGCCAUGCUGGAAAUCAACCAAAAUUUUCCUAGUGUUGUUUCUUCUCUGUCUCGGAUGAAGCUGAAUGAUUCUGUUAAAGAAGAAAUAACCACGAACCAGCGAAUGAUCCCUCCUGGGAAGUCCCUAAUGGCUCUCAAUGGUGCUAUACUUAAUGUCGAGGAUAUUGACCUUUACAUGUUGGUUGACUUGGUUCAGCAGGAGUUGCUAUUGGCUGAUCAGUUAUCCAAAUUGAAGGUUCCUCAAAGCACUAUACGAAGGCUUCUGUCAACAAUGUCUCCACAAGAGUCCAAUACAUUCCGGGUUGACUUCCGUUCUGCUAAUGUUCAUUUUCUCAAUAACUUGGAGGAGGAUGCGAUGUAUAAGCGGUGGCGGAGCAACUUAAAUGAGAUUUUGAUGCCUGUAUUUCCUGGACAACUGCGCUACAUACGCAAAAAUUUGUUCCAUGCAGUUUAUGCUAUCGACCCAGCAAGUAGAUGUGGUCUUGAGGCUGUUGACAUGAUUAUAUCAUUAUACGAGAACAAUGUUCCAGUGAGAUUUGGGUUGCUAUUGUACUCUUCAAACUUCUUGAAGAAAAUAGAACUGACUGGUGGUGAACUUCAUUCAUCUGCCACUGAAAGGACAGAAGAUAAAUCCAGUGUGAUUAUACGUCUCUUCUUAUAUAUAAAGGAAAACUAUGGAGUUCAGACGGCAUUCCAGUUUCUCAGCAAUGUAAAUAGGUUGCACUUGGAGUCGGAAGACAUUUCUGAAGCUCCUGAAAUGCACCAUGUCGAAGGAGCUUUUGUGGACACAUUAUUACCAAAGGCAAGAUCCCAUCCUCAAGAUAUGUUACUCAAAUUGUUGAAGGACCAAACGUACAAGGAGUCAUCACAUGAAAGCUCAAUGUCAGUUUUUAAGCUAGGGUUGUCCCAGAUGAAGUGCCCUCUCUUGAUGAACGGCCUUGUUGCUGAUUCUACUGAGGAGGCUCUUAUGAAUGCAAUGAACGAUGAACUUCCUAGAAUUCAAGAACAAGUAUAUUACGGUCACAUAACUUCUCGCACUGAUGUCUUGGACAAAUUCCUUUCAGAGGGCGGUAUCAGCCGAUAUAAUCCACAAAUCAUUGCUGAGGGAAAGGAAAAACCCAGAUUUACGUCUCUUAUGUCGGCAGUUCUUGGAGAAGAGUCUGUUAUUAAUGAUAUAAACUAUCUGCAUUCUCCCAACACUGUCGAUGAUUUGAAGCCUGUGACUCAGCUUCUUGUUGUUGACAUCACAACGAGGGCGGGGCUCAAGUUGCUUCAUGAAGGAAUUCGCUAUCUGAUGGAAGGAUCUAAAGUUUCUCGUUUGGGUGUUUUAUUUACUGCCAGCCAAGACGUUGAUUUAUCUAGUCUCCUUUUUGUGAGAGCUUUUGAAGUCACUGUUUCAUCAUACGGCCAUAAGAAAAAUGCAUUGACAUGUCUGGAUCAUAUAACUUCAUAUUAUGAGCAGAAGUAUGUCUUCCCAUCCUCUGGAGAAGUUGAAAGCCCACAAAUAUUCUUAGACAAAAUCUAUGAGCUUGUUGAUUCCAAUGGCUUGUCGCUGAAAGCCUACAAAUCUACGCUGCCUGAAUUAUCUAUUGAGGAUAUGAAAAUAUAUUUGAGCAAGGUGGCACAAUUUUUGUUCAGGCAACUUAGGAUUGAAUCUGGAGUGAAUGCCGUCAUUACAAAUGGAAGGGUGAUGAUCCCUAGUGAAGGUACCUUUAUCAGCCAUGAUCUUCAACUCCUGGAGUCUGUUGAGUAUAAGCAGCGUAUCAAACAUAUUGUGGAUAUUAUUGAAGAAGUGGAGUGGCAAGAAGCAGAUCCUGACUUACUAACAAGUAAAUUUGUAAGUGACGUUAUUAUGUGCGUAUCAUCUGCAAUGGCCACAAGGGAUCGAAGUUCUGAGAGUGCACGAUUCGAGAUUCUUAGUGAUAAAUACAGUGCUGUCAUUAUCGAAAAUGAACAUUCCAGUGUGCACAUAGAUGCUGUAAUUGAUCCUUUAAGUCCCAUUGGUCAAAAGGUGGCUUCACUUCUUAAUGUUUUGAAGAAAUACAUCCAACCAAGCUUGAGAAUGGUUUUAAACCCUCUGAGUUCUCUAGUGGAUCUUCCCUUGAAGAAUUACUACAGAUAUGUUGUGCCAACAAUGGAUGACUUCAGCUGUACUGACUACACUGUACCUGGUCCAAAGGCAUUUUUUGCAAACAUGCCACUAUCCAAAACUCUCACCUUGAAUCUGGACGUUCCUGAGCCGUGGCUUGUUGAGCCUGUUAUUGCUGUUCAUGAUAUGGACAACAUUUUGCUUGAGAACCUGGGUGAUACAAGGACAAUGCAAGCAGUUUUUGAACUUGAAGCAGUUGUUCUUACUGGUCAUUGUUCUGAGAAAGAUCAUGAGCCGCCGAGGGGCCUUCAGCUGAUUCUCGGAACCAAGAGCAUGCCUCAUUUGGUUGACACAAUUGUGAUGGCCAAUUUGGGCUACUGGCAAAUGAAAGCUUCCCCUGGUGUAUGGUACCUGCAACUUGCUCCUGGCAGAAGUUCCGAGCUUUAUGCCCUAAAGGAAGGUGGUGUUGGAAACGAAAACAAGCAUUUCUCAAAACGCAUUACCUUAGAUGAUUUUAGAGGUAAAGUGGUUCAUCUGGAAGUAAUGAAGAGGAAGGGCAUGGAACAUGAGAAACUGCUUCUUUCUAGUGAUGAUGAUAGCCAAUCACGUGGACGGGAGAAAGGAUCCCGUGAUGGCUGGAAUGCUAAUUUCUUGAAAUGGGCCACUGGCUUCAUUGGUGGCAAUGGAAAAUCUAAAAAGGGUGGAAACACUGCAGUGGCUAAAAAAGGAAAGGGUGGACGACAUGGAAGAACAAUCAAUAUUUUCUCUAUCGCCUCUGGACACCUAUACGAACGGUUCUUGAGAAUUAUGAUUCUGAGUGUCUUGAAGAACACUCAACGUCCAGUGAAGUUUUGGUUUAUAAAGAACUACCUUUCUCCUCAAUUUAAGGAUGUUAUUCCACACAUGGCUGAAGAAUAUGGUUUCGAAUAUGAGCUGGUUACCUAUAAAUGGCCCACAUGGCUACAUAAGCAGAAAGAAAAACAACGAAUCAUCUGGGCAUAUAAGAUUUUGUUCCUUGAUGUUAUCUUCCCUAUUUCCUUGGAAAAGGUUAUAUUUGUAGAUGCAGAUCAGAUUGUGAGAGCUGACAUGGGAGAACUUUAUGAUAUGGACAUAAAAGGAAGGCCUCUAGCAUAUACACCUUUUUGCGACAACAACAAGGACAUGGAUGGAUAUAGAUUCUGGAGCCAGGGGUUUUGGAAAGAGCAUUUACGGGGAAGAGCAUACCAUAUCAGUGCUCUGUACGUCGUUGAUCUUGUGAAAUUUAGAGAAACGGCUGCUGGUGAUAACCUGAGGGUUUUCUAUGAAACCCUUAGCAAAGAUCCUAACAGUUUGUCCAACCUAGAUCAGGAUCUUCCAAACUACGCUCAGCAUACCGUCCCAAUCUUUUCUUUACCCCAAGAGUGGCUAUGGUGUGAAUCAUGGUGUGGCAAUGCCACCAAAUCCAAGGCAAAGACUAUUGAUCUUUGCAAUAACCCGAUGACAAAGGAACCCAAGCUCCAGGGUGCAAGGAGAAUUGUUCCAGAGUGGGUGGAUCUUGACUCUGAAGCAAGAAGAUUCACCGCAAAAAUCUUGGGUGAAGAAUUGGAAUCCGAAGAGAAGGUUGUUGCAGCCCCUGUCCAACCCGAGCCACAGAGCUCUCAACCCGAUGUAGACCUGGAAUCCAAGGCAGAGUUGUGA